Cephus cinctus (wheat stem sawfly) is the source of this 4241-nucleotide messenger RNA. RefSeq names its product potential E3 ubiquitin-protein ligase ariadne-1 (gene ari-1). Bases 917 to 2449 code for a protein of 510 amino acids. The transcript has 9 exons. The record is from RefSeq and is a predicted model, not a curated record. Gene Ontology annotation, biological process: protein polyubiquitination; ubiquitin-dependent protein catabolic process; positive regulation of proteasomal ubiquitin-dependent protein catabolic process. Gene Ontology annotation, cellular component: ubiquitin ligase complex; cytoplasm; nucleus. Lineage: Eukaryota; Metazoa; Arthropoda; Insecta; Hymenoptera; Cephidae. Gene Ontology annotation, molecular function: zinc ion binding; ubiquitin conjugating enzyme binding; ubiquitin protein ligase activity.
GGUUGGCGACGGAACGUCUAGUUGCCGUGUCGUUUAUUCGGUUCGCGUAUUUCUUUGUCCCGGAAAAGUCACUCGCGAAAUUCAGCCAGUUGAAAGUAACACGUGAAAAUCAUCAAGCCUUAUCUCGAGGCCCAUGCAAACCCUUUGGUAGACUAAAAAGCACUUGCGAAAGCAUCAAUUGAGAAUUAUUAGCGCUCUACUAUGGUGGACGUGACAGCAGUGGCCGAGCUAUGAGCUCGUCCAUGCUCUCAUGGCAAAUGGUGCGUUCCAGUUUUUUUGACUUGUUAUUUUCCAUGAGCUAUCAAAUCGGUGCAGAAUUACCGUGACCAGUCGACGACGCUAAAACGGAACUGAGAGUAGAGAGAGAGUCUUGAUGAAUCGCAAAGAGAAAGUUAUGGAGUGCAUAAAUAUUUCGACUUGAAAAUUCCUUCGAUUGUCACCAAAUUUUAUUGUUGCACCGUCAAUUCAGCUGUUUACAAUUAGCUGACGGAGAUAGCGCCUGGGGUUAAGCAGCUGAUUUCAGUAUUUUCUAAUACGCAUAAUAAACUCAACGCGAAUAGAAACUUCUCGUCAAUUAUCACUGCGAAAGAGGGUGAGCAAAUUGGUGCAACCAGGAUCAUCCCUUGUUUGAGAAUGUAUAUUGCUUCAUAGUGUACGAACUGUAUUGUUUAAAGGUUGGCCAGUGACCUCGACGUAAACGUCAUCACGGUUAUAUUGCUCGUGCAGGCUUCUAGUGGACAUUGUUAACUAAGUUGUAUGUUGCUAACAGUGCCUUCGGAGCUUGAGCACAGUCUCAAGGGCAGCUUCCCCUUGUCUUUGCUGCGUAGUUGUACUAGGGAGCAGGAGCAAGGCUUAAACGCCUGGUGACUUUAACAGAGGAGUGUGAGCCCAAGCUAGUUACCGAAAUAUCUGGAACAUGGACUCCGAAGAAGAAACGUUGUACGAUGACGUUGACUCGGGUAAUGAGUCCAGCGGGGAUGAUGUUGAUUUUGCAAUGGAGAUUGAAUCUGGAAAUCCACGUGAACGAGCUACAGAUGUUGAUGACUAUCCAUUUGAAGUUCUUUCGACUGAGGAAAUUGUACAGCACAUGGUGGAUUCAAUAAAGGAGGUCAACACUGUGGUAGAGAUACCAGCAACAACAACGCGAAUCCUAUUAAAUCACUUCAAGUGGGAUAAAGAGAAGCUAAUGGAACGAUUUUACGAUGGUGAUCAAGAAAAAUUGUUUGCCGAGGCUCGUGUAAUUAAUCCCUUUAGAAAAGGUCCGCUCAUCAACAGAACACGAACAUCACAAACAGCCUUGUCUAGGAGAACGUCAACAAACGGCACAGAGGAAUGCGGUAUCUGCUUCAUGAUCCUGCCAUCCUCGAUGAUGACCGGUCUCGAAUGCGGUCAUCGUUUUUGCACCGGCUGCUGGGGCGAGUAUCUAACUACAAAAAUAAUGGAGGAAGGCGUCGGGCAGACAAUCGCUUGUGCAGCACACGCAUGCGACAUUCUCGUGGACGAUGCGAGUGUGAUGCGACUUGUAAAGGAUUCUAAGGUCAAACUGAAGUACCAGCACCUCAUCACAAAUAGUUUUGUCGAAUGUAACAGGUUGUUAAGGUGGUGUCCAUCCCCGGAUUGCAACAACGCGAUAAAAGUGCAGUACGUGGAACCGCGGCCGGUCACAUGUAAAUGCGGCCACACGUUUUGUUUCCACUGCGGCGAGAACUGGCACGAUCCCGUGAAGUGUCAUAUGUUGCGCAAAUGGAUAAAGAAGUGCGACGACGACUCCGAGACGUCCAACUGGAUUGCGGCUAAUACGAAGGAAUGCCCCAAGUGCAACGUCACCAUCGAGAAGGAUGGCGGCUGCAAUCACAUGGUCUGCAAGAAUCAGAACUGCAAGUCCGACUUCUGCUGGGUCUGUCUCGGUCCUUGGGAGCCGCACGGAUCCAGCUGGUACAAUUGCAACAGGUACGACGAGGAGGAGGCUAAGGCAGCACGCAAUGCUCAGGAAAAGUCAAGAUCAGCACUUCAGAGAUACUUGUUCUACUGCAACCGAUACAUGAAUCACAUGCAGUCCCUCAAGUUUGAGAGUAAGCUGUACGCGAGUGUCAAGGAGAAGAUGGAGGAGAUGCAGCAGCAUAAUAUGUCCUGGAUCGAGGUGCAAUUCUUAAAAAAAGCCGUGGACAUCCUUUGUUCCUGCAGGCAAACACUCAUGUACACCUACGUGUUCGCUUAUUAUUUACGAAAGAACAAUCAGUCUGUGAUCUUCGAGGACAACCAGAAGGAUCUGGAGAGCGCCACGGAAUGCCUCUCGGAGUACCUGGAGAGGGACAUCACCAGUGAGAAUCUGGCCGACAUUAAGCAGAAAGUUCAGGACAAGUACAGAUACUGCGACAGUCGGCGGAAAGUACUUCUGGAGCAUGUGCACGAGGGUUACGAGAAGGAAUGGUGGGAUUACAUGGAAUAAAUGAAAAUGGGGGUCCGUUCUCUGUAUUUGGUUUAAGGACGGGGCACAGAGUUUAUGUUCCUUUGAUGCCCCAGUUAACCCAUAUUAUCCCCACCACGUCGUCGCUGCCCCGCCACCCCACAACUUCUGCACCGCCUCACCUUCGCCCCAGCUGUGAUAUAACAAGAAAGCUGACGAGAGACAGAAAUAAUAGAGCAGGUCACCAAGUGAUAAUACAUAUUAUAUACAUUUUAAGUAUAACACGGUCCUGUGGUAAUGCAUAUAAUAUCGUUAUGACUCUUUACGACCUUUAUUAAAAAUUCAAUUCUACCAACAGGCUAAAUACAAAAGUACUUUUGAUUUUGUACUUGCCGUCUAAAAUACUAACAGUAAUGCGUGGGCCAGUCCUUAUGUCGCGUCUACCCUGGAGGAAAUGGAUUAUCGCGCUACUAGCGGUGGUAUAAUUUUUUUUUAUUGCCAGGGUAACGGCACUCGUGCCCUCACUUUUUUUUUGCAAAUAUCGCAGGACACUUGCGAUUCGCGUUUAAUCUUAUGAUUUGUCAAGUCCGCACGCAUCACACGGACCUUGGUGAUUGCUACGUGAAAGAUCGACUAGUAGCACUUCCGGUGCGCGCUCUCUGCUCGUAAUUUUAAUUUUAGACUUUUACUUCGAUUUUUUCCCCCCCGUAGGAUCUCGCAGACAGCGUAUAGGUGUGCAUGUCUUAUUUUAUUUGUGGGAAUCAUCGUGCAAGAUAAUUUACCUAUCUGUUACUCUUUGUUCUUUCCUUCUUGUAUUCUAUUUUUUUUCUCUUCUCUCUCCUAGUGUCCACUGAUGCUUUUUUUAUUUAAAAAAUUGUAUCCUAUCUUUUUAAUUGUAUAUUUGUUUCUGCAAUUUUUUGUCUUUUUUCCACCUCUCUGUACUCUAUUUUGGAAAUUUGUCUCCUUCGCUUGAAAUCUUUCAAAUUUUACACUCAUGAACAAGACUGGGCCAUUUUGACGGUACUGCUCAGCAAUAAGACUCAUAUGAUGCUUAUGUUAUAUUUUGGACAACGAUACGUCCAGGCUACAACUGCCAAAAGUCUAUGCGAAAAAAAAAUUAAUUAAUGAAGAAACGACUAAAAAAAGUUUAUACCGGUCACGUCGUAGGUGUUACGUGUGGAACGUUUGACGUUUUGCGCAUGGAAAAAAAAUGUAAUUUGGUCGCCAAUUUAAUUUCCGUUUAUCGUGGUACCAAGGAUACGUAAUUUGUAUCUAAUAUUUUGAGACGAGUGACUCUAAUAUUAUUAUUUCUGAUCUCAAUAGUAUUAUCGUGCUAGUUAUAUUCUUUUUUUUUUAUUGUUGUACUGUUGAAUCUUUUUUUUUAUUGCUCUAGUUUGAUCCACGUGACGCUACGUGACAUCAAUGACGUGCUCUUGCGGAUUUAUAAUUAGUCGAGAAAAUCAAGGCCAAUGACACUGUGGUAUAACGAUCGAGUUAUUACAUUGUCGGAGGACAAAAUUGGGAACGCAAAUAAGUCCCGUCUGUACAGUUAUAUAGUUAUAUAUUAUAUAUAAAUAUAUAUAUACGUAUAUAUAUAUAGAAUAUUAUAUUGUAACGAUAAUGUCGAUAAAUAAUAGCGAAAGUGAUUUAUUGGUGAGGUAGGAACUUUUGAAGAUUUAUUGAAGUAAAUUGUUGAUUCUUAUUAAUUGCUCGCGUUGCGAAUGAGAGAGUAGAUGAGGAAAGAGUAUAAGAGCGAGAGAGAAAGAGAGAAGGAAAACGUAAAAAAAAAAUAGAAGAAGAAACGAAGCAAAUGAAAAAAAAAAAAAAAAAAAAA